UUGGCAACUAGGCUUAGGUCACAGAAGAUCUGGAAGGUAGGCUACGUGAUGGUCAUACAUUCCUGCCUUACUGGUCUCCAACAGGCAGAAAUUGGCUCCUCCUCCUCCUCUGUGCCCAGAACAGGUUAAUCUUCAAACUCUUUUGAAGGAUCGCCAUAGUCCAGAUGGGCAAACAUGCUGAAUCUGCUCCAGAGGCAGAAGACCUGGCCAAUGGAGGAACAGACAAGGAAGUGUCACAACACAACAAACUGAAGCAAGGGAGUCCAGGGAACUUUGAAGAAGAGAAUGUCUGGCUGCAGGAGUGGAUCCAUGAAGAACUUGCCCAUGGUGAAGUCUGGCAGAAGCAAUAUGAGUCUCUGUUGGGGCAUCAGUCCCAGCUCUGCUCCUUGCUUCAGACCAAGAGUUUGAAGCCUCUGGAGAAGAAGAUCCAAGCAUUGCAAGAAGAGCUGGAAGAAAUCCAGGAGCUCUUGCGGAAGUGUCAGAAUAGAAGCCGUCAACGACAACAACAAAUCCAAAAGCAAGAAAAAGAAAAUCAGAGAAUGGCAGAGACAGUUAAGGAACUGGAAAAAAAGGUCUUCAAACAACAGUUGGAGGAAAAGUCAAGCAAGGACAUUCUGAAGGAGCUAAGAUCAGAAGCCAAUGAACAGAAGAGGCACUUAGCUGAAUGGGAGACCAAGUGGCAAGCAAAGAACGAGAGGAUCAAACAGAAACAACACCAAAUCGAUAAACUGAACACUACCAUCCAAGAAUUGUCUCUGACAAGCCAGGAGCUGCACAAAAGCAUAACUGUCUUGGAAAACCGUGUGGUGGAAGCUCAGCAGGAAGAAGCACUUUUCCAAAAAGAAGUACUUUCUGGAGAUGCAGGAGCUCCCGACAGUAUCCUAUGGGAGGAACGAGCAUGUGACCAGAUGAAAAGACUUCCAUACAUGGGACUAAAGAGAAUCAAUUUCAAAAACAAGUUCCUCUCUUCAAUGUGCCUUCCACGUCCAACUCUCUGGGCAGCUUGGAGCCUGCUGUGGGCAUUAGCCAAGGCUCUGCUUUUGAUGCUGCUUUUGGCUAUUGUCUCCCAUUUCAUGUAUGGCUGGUUCUUCGGCCAUCCAUGCACACAGAUCACUUCAACUCCAUUAUUCUAUAUCAAGCCCAUAAAGCAGUUGCCCCCUUUAGUUUUAUAAUGGCUGUUAAACAACUGUGAUUCGAGUCCUUUAAUAAAGUGUAAUGGUAAGCAAAGUAAA
Anolis carolinensis (green anole) is the source of this 1232-nucleotide messenger RNA. Its product is annotated as trichohyalin. The coding region runs from base 165 to 1172 and encodes 335 amino acids. The transcript is spliced from 12 exons. The record is from RefSeq and is a predicted model, not a curated record. NCBI's taxonomy places the organism in Eukaryota, Metazoa, Chordata, Lepidosauria, Squamata, Anolidae.